Scylla paramamosain (green mud crab) is the source of this 2980-nucleotide messenger RNA. RefSeq names its product crooked neck-like protein 1 (gene crn). Gene Ontology annotation, molecular function: protein binding. Gene Ontology annotation, cellular component: precatalytic spliceosome; post-mRNA release spliceosomal complex; Prp19 complex. The transcript is spliced from 8 exons. The record is from RefSeq and is a predicted model, not a curated record. Lineage: Eukaryota; Metazoa; Arthropoda; Malacostraca; Decapoda; Portunidae. Bases 102 to 2501 code for a protein of 799 amino acids. Gene Ontology annotation, biological process: mRNA splicing, via spliceosome; spliceosomal complex assembly.
GUGACUACCUAGCGGAGAGGGCGAUCCUGUGAAGUGACACAAACGUUUUCAAGACAUCGGGACAACUUUCAGACAGAGAAGAGGCUCUUCAAGACGUCAAAAUGUCCAGUAAACCGCAAAAGAUGCCCAAGGUGGCUAAGGUCAAGGACAAAUCUCCAGCCGAGCUGCAGAUUACAGCUGAACAGCUGCUGCGCGAGGCCAAGGAACGAGAGUUGGAGAUUGUGCCACCUCCACCCCGACAGAAAAUAUCUGACCCAGAGGAAUUGCAGGAAUACCGGCUCAAGAAGCGCCGUGCCUUUGAAGACAACAUACGCAAGAACCGCGGCAACAUAUCAAACUGGAUUAAAUAUGCCAAGUGGGAGGAAGAACAGCAGGAAAUACGUCGUGCUCGGUCAGUGUACGAGCGAGCAUUGGAUGUGGACCAUCGCAACAUUACCUUGUGGCUCAAGUAUGCCGAGAUGGAGAUGCGGAGUCGCCAGGUUAACCAUUCCCGCAAUGUAUGGGAUCGGGCAGUCACCAUCCUGCCACGGGCCAACCAGUUUUGGUACAAGUACACUUACAUGGAGGAGAUGCUCAAGAACAUUGCAGGUGCCAGGCAGGUGUUUGAACGUUGGAUGGAGUGGGAACCAGAUGAGCAAGCAUGGCUCACAUACAUCAAGUUCGAGAUGCGCUACAAGGAGCUGGACCGUGCCAGACAAAUCUAUGAGCGCUUUGUCCUAGUACACCCAGAACCCAAGAACUGGAUACGCUAUGCACGUUUUGAGGAGACUCACGGCUACAUCCAAGGUGCACGUCGUGUCUUAGAACGUGCUGUGCAGUUCUUUGGGGAUGAACACUUUGAUGAAGGUCUGUACAUUGCCUUUGCCAAAUUUGAGGAGGGUCAGAGGGAACAUGAGCGAGCAAGAGCAGUGUACCGCUAUGCCCUGGACCACAUGCCCCGGGAACGCUGUCUGGUGCUCUAUAACGAAUACACACGGCACGAGAAGAAGCAUGGUGACCGUUCCUCCAUUGAUGCCGUCAUCACCAGCAAGCGCAAGUUCCAGUAUGAGGAAGCAGUACAGGCCAACCCUCAUGACUAUGAUGCCUGGUUUGACUACGUCCGCAUGCUGGAGGCUGAUGGUGAUGCAGAUCUAGUGAGGGAGGUCUAUGAGCGUGCCAUUGCCUGCGUCCCACCAAUCAAGGAGAAGAGACAUUGGCGUCGAUACAUUUACCUGUGGAUCUACUAUGCGGUGUAUGAGGAGCUCACCACCAAGGACAUAGAACGUGCCCGCCAGGUGUAUCAGAUGUGCCUUCGUCUGAUUCCCCACAAAGUGUUCACCUUUGCUGAGAUUUGGCUGCUCUACAGCAAGUUUGAGAUCAGGCAAAAGGAUCUUUCUGCAGCCAGGAAAGCUCUGGGUCAAGCAAUUGGCAUGUGCCCAAAACACAAGCUGUUCAGAGGCUACAUCGACUUAGAGAUCAAGCUUCGUGAGUUUGAUCGAUGUCGGAAGUUGUACGAGAAGUGGGCAGAGUUUGAUCCUGAAAACUGUAAGAUGUGGAUCCAGUUUGCCACACUGGAGGCAAUGCUGAAUGACUCUGAAAGGGCACGAGGCAUCUAUGAGCUGGCCAUAUGUCAGCCACGGCUUGACAUGCCAGAGUACAUGUGGAAGUCCUACAUUGACUUUGAGGUGGAGCAGGAAGAGUGGGAGCGAGUAAAGACACUGUAUGAGCGGUUGCUGGAGCGCACACACCAUGUCAAAGUUUGGAUAAGCUAUGCUCGUUGUCAGCAUGCUGCACCACCACCAGAGGAAGGACUGGCACAGGCACGGACAGUCUUUCAGCGGGCUAACCGUGCUCUUCGCUCAUGUCAGGAGAAGGAACAACGCCUCAUGCUGCUAGAGGCAUGGCGUGACUUUGAAGAUGAAUUUGGAGAUGAUAUCAGCUUGGAGAAGGUUAAGCAUUUGCUGCCCAGGAAGGUGACACGGCGGCGGCAAGUGGCAGCCGAUGAUGGUUCAAAGAUGCGUUGGGAAGAAUAUGUUGACUUUGUCUUUCCUGAUGAUGAGACUGCCAAGCCCUCUCUUCUCCUAUUAGCAAAGGCAAAGGAAUGGGCAAAACAACAGCGGAAACAAGAAGAGCCAGAGGAGAGUCACACGCCACCACUUCAGCAGGAUGAUACUGCUGCGCCACAACCACACACAAAUCAUGCUGAGGCUCAGGAAGAGGAGGAGGAACCAGACCGUGAUCUUGACCGUGAUGACAGUGAGGUGGAUGUAGGUUCAAGCAGUGAUUCAUCCAGUAGUGAUGCAGAGGAUAAGAGGAUAACCAAAAGAAAAAGAAGGCAAAUGUCAUAUUCUUCAAGUUCUAGUGAGGAGGAGGAGGAGGAGGAAGAACAAAGAAGUGCUAAGGAACAGAAGAACAGACCCAAGAAGCAACAGAAAGAAAACACCCCCUCAAGGUCUUCCAGUGAGGAGAGAGAUUCCAGUUCAGAAAAUAAAAGAAAAAAGGCAAAGGAUUUCUUUGCAUAGUAUUGUAUAGAUAUUUAGGGAAAUAUGGAAUGAGGAUACUGGAAAAGGAUAUUGAAGUAAGGAAAUGUAAAAUACCUCUUUGAAUAGGAUUGUGAGAGAACAUCAAGAGCUAUAAAGUGUAAAUGCAUACAUUUGAUUUGCUUGAAAACCACACAUUUCAUGAACACUUACAGUAUGUGCAUAAUAUUGCACUAGGAAUCUUCUGGGGAAAACUUCUGGAUAUCCAUCAGAUUUAUGGGAGGUUGUACCAUUCUCUGCCUUUUUUUUUACCAUUCUCUGCCUUUUUUUUAAUAAUAUAAUUAUGUUGACUGACUUUUAUAAGCAUUAGGUUAGGAUUAAUAAUAUUGGAAAGACAAGAUUUUAAAUUUGAUGUCCUGACAAUAUAUGAUGUGGUUGGAAGGUUAUUGAAUUGAACAAGUGUUGAUGGUGUUGAAGGGGAGGUAGUGAUAGAUGAAUCUUGAAUACAAUUGUUUGCUAAU